AUGCCUGUUCGCAGAGGUCAUGUGGCACCACAAAAUACAUUUUUGGGUACAAUCAUACGAAAAUUUGAAGGGCAAAAUAAAAAAUUCAUCAUUGCUAAUGCUAGAGUGCAGAACUGUGCGAUCAUCUACUGCAAUGAUGGGUUCUGUGAGAUGACUGGAUUCUCCAGGCCAGAUGUCAUGCAGAAACCUUGCACCUGUGAUUUUCUUCAUGGACCAGAGACCAAAAGACAUCAUAUUGCCCAAAUUGCCCAAGCACUGCUUGGGUCAGAGGAGAGGAAAGUAGAAGUCACCUACUAUCACAAAGACGGAUCUACCUUCAUUUGCAACACCCACGUAAUCCCAGUGAAAAAUCAAGAGGGAGUAGCAAUGAUGUUUAUUAUUAACUUUGAGUAUGUAACAGAUGAAGAGAAUACUGCAUCUCCUGAGAAGUGCAACCCAAUACUGCCAUCCAAACUUGUAAAUCGCAAACUUUUUGGGUUCAGGUUACCUGGAUUGAGGCUCUUAACAUACAGGAAGCAGUCCUUACCACAGGAAGAUCCUGAUGCAGUGAUAGUAGAUUCAUCUAAGCACAGUGAUGACUCGGUGGCCAUGAAGCACUUUAAAUCACCUACAAAAGAAAGUGUUAGCCCUUCAGAAGUGGAUGACACAAAAGCACUGAUUCAACCUAGCAAAGGUUCUCCUUUGGUUAAUAUAUCAGGACCUCUUGACCAUUCAUCACCUAAACAACAAUGGGACAGACUUUAUCCCGACAUGAUACAGACAAGCAAUCCACUAACCCAUUCCAGAUCAAAGGAAAGCGUUUGUAGCAUACGGAGAGCAUCUUCAGUACACGAUAUAGAAGGCUUUAACGUCCAUCCCAAGAAUAUUUUUAGGGACCGUCAUGCAAGCGAAGACAAUGGGCGCAAUGUCAAAGGGCCUUUUAAUCAUAUCAAAUCAAGUCUGUUGGGAUCCACAUCGGAUUCAAAUCUCAACAAAUACAGUACAAUCAACAAAAUUCCUCAACUCACCCUGAACUUUUCUGAUAUCAAAAGUGAAAAAAAAUCUUCAUCUCCUCCUUCUUCAGACAAAACAAUUAUUGCACCUAAGGUGAAAGACCGAACGCACAAUGUAACAGAGAAGGUUACCCAGGUUCUAUCCCUAGGAGCUGAUGUUCUACCAGAAUAUAAACUCCAGACACCUCGCAUCAACAAGUUUACUAUAUUGCACUAUAGUCCUUUCAAAGCUGUCUGGGACUGGCUGAUUUUGUUGCUGGUAAUAUACACGGCCAUAUUCACCCCUUACUCUGCUGCUUUCCUUCUAAAUGAUAGCGAAGAACGGAAGAGAAGAGAGUGUGGAUAUUCCUGCAGCCCACUGAAUGUGGUAGACUUGAUUGUGGAUAUUAUGUUUAUCAUUGACAUUCUAAUAAACUUCAGAACAACAUAUGUAAAUCAGAAUGAAGAAGUGGUAAGUGACCCAGCAAAAAUAGCAAUUCACUACUUCAAAGGCUGGUUCCUAAUUGACAUGGUUGCUGCAAUACCUUUUGACCUGCUGAUUUUUGGCUCUGGCUCUGAAGAGACAACAACAUUAAUAGGUCUUCUGAAGACAGCUAGACUGCUGCGUUUGGUGAGGGUAGCACGGAAACUGGACAGAUAUUCAGAAUAUGGUGCUGCAGUUCUGAUGCUCCUCAUGUGCAUAUUUGCACUAAUUGCACACUGGCUUGCUUGCAUUUGGUAUGCCAUUGGAAAUGUAGAGCGACCUUACUUGGCUCAUAAGAUUGGCUGGUUGGAUUCUCUGGGAGAACAAUUAGGAAAGCAUUACAAUAAAAGUGACGCAAGCUCUGGACCAUCCAUCAAGGACAAAUACGUUACAGCACUUUAUUUUACCUUCAGCAGUCUGACAAGUGUAGGCUUUGGAAAUGUGUCUCCAAACACCAACUCAGAGAAAAUCUUUUCCAUCUGUGUCAUGUUGAUUGGCUCAUUAAUGUAUGCAAGUAUUUUUGGAAACGUAUCUGCAAUAAUCCAAAGACUCUAUUCGGGAACUGCACGAUAUCACAUGCAGAUGCUGCGGGUAAAGGAGUUUAUACGCUUUCAUCAAAUCCCUAAUCCUUUGCGGCAGCGACUUGAGGAAUACUUCCAGCAUGCAUGGACAUACACCAAUGGCAUUGACAUGAACAUGGUUCUGAAGGGGUUUCCAGAAUGCUUACAAGCUGACAUUUGUCUGCACCUCAAUCAAAACUUGCUUCAGAAUUGCAAAGCUUUCCGGGGAGCCAGUAAAGGCUGCCUUCGAGCUUUGGCUAUGAAAUUUAAGACAACACAUGCACCUCCUGGAGACACUUUAGUGCACUGUGGAGAUGUUCUCACCGCUCUUUACUUUGUGUCAAGGGGCUCCAUUGAAAUCCUUAAGAGUGACAUUGUUGUAGCCAUUCUUGGGAAAAAUGACAUUUUUGGAGAGAUGGUACAUCUUUAUGCAAAACCAGGAAAGUCAAAUGCAGAUGUGAGAGCUUUAACAUACUGUGACUUGCAUAAGAUCCAACGAGAAGACCUGCUGGAAGUUUUGGAUAUGUACCCUGAAUUUUCUGAUCUCUUCCUCACCAAUCUAGAAUUAACUUUCAAUCUGAGAGAUGAAAGCGCAAAGUCUGACCUCGUAAUAAGAUCACAAACUACUAAUGAUUCGGAUGGAGAUAACUGCAAACUACGAAGACGGAAAUUGUCCUUUCAAAGUGAAAUAGAGAAAGGUUAUUUCAAUGAGAAUAAUCGAAGUGAUCCUGAACACUCAGGGGACAACAUCAGAUAUUAUCAGUCUACUAAGAAACACUUUGAAGAGAAAAGAAGUAGAUCAUCAUCUUUUGUGUCAUCCAUUGAGGAUGAGCAAAAACCCCUGUUUUCUGGGAUAUCUGAUUUUCCACCUGUAACAGGGAAAACCACAGAGGUUGACAUUGAAGAAAUAGUUCAUGCAACAGAAGAUAUUCUUAUUGAUAAAAGAAGCAAUUCUUGCAAAGAUAUCACUGACAAAAGUAACUGGGGGCAGGAGAGCAUUAGGGAGUACCAGGACUCCCCUAGUCGGUCAGCAUUACCCCACGUUACAUGGGGCAUCUGCGAAACCGAAAGUGACUUUAUAUAUGGGGAAGUGGAGAAUCGACUAGAUUUACUUCAGGAACAACUCAACAGGCUUGAAUCCCAAAUGUCUGCCGAUAUUCAAACCAUCCUGCAGCUUUUGCAAAGGCAGUCAACGCUCAUUCCGCCUGCGUAUAGCAUGGUAACUGCAGGUGUAGAAUAUCAGCAACCAGCUAUCCGGGUGAUACAAAAACUUCAUCCUAUAGCAUCAAUUAAAACAGACAGAAGUUUCAGUCCUUCAUCUCAGUGUCCUCAAUUUCUAGACCUCAAAAAAUCAGAACUUAAAUCCAAAGAAUCCCUCUCAAGUGGAGUGCAUCUUAACACUGCAUCGGAGGACAACCUGGCUUCUUUUUUAGAACAAGAACGUCACCAGUCUGCAGAGUGUCCCCCACAGCAUUAUAAAACAACUUACCUCCAUCCAGUUAGGCACCCUUCCUUGCCAGAAUCUUCACUAAGCACUGUAGGAAUCUUGAGUCUUCAUAGGCAUGUUUCUGAUCCUGGUCUUCCUGGGAAAUAA
This is a messenger RNA of Rhea pennata, 3609 nucleotides long. It is a transcript of the gene KCNH7, whose product is annotated as potassium voltage-gated channel subfamily H member 7. Gene Ontology annotation, cellular component: plasma membrane. Bases 1 to 3609 code for a protein of 1202 amino acids. The record is from RefSeq and is a predicted model, not a curated record. The transcript has 16 exons. NCBI's taxonomy places the organism in Eukaryota, Metazoa, Chordata, Aves, Rheiformes, Rheidae. Gene Ontology annotation, molecular function: inward rectifier potassium channel activity. Gene Ontology annotation, biological process: membrane repolarization during action potential; potassium ion transmembrane transport.